CCGUCUUAUCAAUUUACUUUAUUGAUAGGAGUAAGGCUGGAUACGAGAAAGUCAAUUUAUAGCGACCGAUUCAUCUACAUGUACAAUAUAAGAUGAAUAACACAACCCAUCUAUGUGCCUCCAUUGCGACCGUUUCUCAAUGGAAUUUUAUUGAUAUUAGCCUUUGUCACGCAUUUCAUUUUGCAUUUGGUCGCCCAUUUCAGUGUGAAAGUCAUCAUAUUUGAAAGUAAGUGUGGUGUUGAUCUAGUGUUGCUUCUUUGUAUUAGCAAAAUGAGUGAGAGUGAAGAUGAUAAAUUGAUACUUUGUGUUGGGAUGUGUGUUCUAGACAUAAUUCAUGUUUGCGAGCAAUAUCCUCAAGAAGAUACGGAUAAAAGAUGUUUGAGGGGUCACUGGCAACGUGGAGGGAAUGCAUCUAACAAUUGCACUGUCUUACGACAACUCGGAAGCAACUGUGAAUUUCUUGGAGUAAUUAGUGCCGCCAAGUCAUUCCAAUAUAUAAAUGAUGAUUGUCGCGAGAGGGGCAUAUCAAAUGCCAAUUGUCCCCAAGUUGAAAAGAAUCCACCAUUCUCGUCGGUUAUCUUGAACUUGGAGACACAUUCGCGUACAAUCAUACAUUGCAACGAUAACUUUCCUAUAUUGCGAUAUGAUGACUUUAAAAGGGUCAACCUGGAUAAGUACAAAUGGAUUCAUUUCGAGGGAAGGAAUCCAGACGAAACCACUCGGAUGAUUGAACGGAUCAUAGAUUAUAAUAGAGAGACUAAAAGCUCGAUCAAAAUUUCAAUGGAGCUUGAAAAAAUGAAGGAAGAGUUACUGGUUCUUGCCAAUGCCGUUGAUUAUGUAUUCCUUGGAAAGGAUAUCUCAAUGCAUUUGGGCUGGAAAAAGGCUAAAGAGGCUGUGCAUCAAUUAAGGAAUCGUAUAGAUAAUAAAAGAUGCAUAAUAAUUUGCACUUGGGGUGCCGAGGGCUGCACAAUUCUAGAUGAAAAAGACCAUUUCGAGCACGUUCCAGCAUAUCCACCGGAGAAAAUUGUCGAUACAUUGGGCGCUGGAGACACAUUUUGUGCAGCAGUUAUCCACUUUCUAAGUAAAGGAAGGACGGUCAGGGAUUCCGUGGAAUUAGGCAACAAAGUUGCUGGAUUCAAAUUGAGUGCAUUCGGUUAUGAUCACAUUGGAAAGUUUGUAGAGAAAUGAUUGUAGAAUGAACUGAGUAGUGACUGUAGAGAAUAUAAUUUAAUAAAAACAGACAUUCCACGGGA
Messenger RNA from Hermetia illucens (black soldier fly), 1253 nucleotides. RefSeq names its product ketohexokinase-like. Gene Ontology annotation, biological process: fructose metabolic process. The transcript has 4 exons. Gene Ontology annotation, molecular function: ketohexokinase activity. The coding region runs from base 271 to 1188 and encodes 305 amino acids. The record is from RefSeq and is a predicted model, not a curated record. Lineage: Eukaryota; Metazoa; Arthropoda; Insecta; Diptera; Stratiomyidae.